AUGAUGAAGGCUUCUGGGUUUUGGGUUUUGGUUUUGCUGCUUGGAACAGUUCUAGUACUAGUCCUUAAUGUCUCUAGCAGCAGAAAUGGCAACUCUUAUCCGGAUUUUGUCUUCAACCACACUGGUGAUGGGCCAAAAAGGAUAGCUAUAAGUAGGAAGUUCAAGGAGAAUGGCUACACUCCAAGCACACAGAAGAAGGGCAAUGUCAGAAAUGUGAAUCUGGAUGACUAUCACCCCAUUGAUCCUUCUCCAAGUUCAAAAGCUUCCAUAAAGCCGGGUCCGAUUGAGCACGGCACGCCUAUAAUCCCAUACAUUCCAAAGCCUUUACCUCCUGCUCAACCCAGUCCUGGUGCCACUCCUUAG
Messenger RNA from Prunus armeniaca (apricot), 363 nucleotides. NCBI's taxonomy places the organism in Eukaryota, Viridiplantae, Streptophyta, Magnoliopsida, Rosales, Rosaceae. The record is from the annotation of a GenBank genome assembly.